This is a messenger RNA of Neomonachus schauinslandi (Hawaiian monk seal), 2295 nucleotides long. RefSeq names its product double zinc ribbon and ankyrin repeat domains 1 (gene DZANK1). Bases 1 to 2289 code for a protein of 762 amino acids. Gene Ontology annotation, biological process: eye photoreceptor cell development. The record is from RefSeq and is a predicted model, not a curated record. NCBI's taxonomy places the organism in Eukaryota, Metazoa, Chordata, Mammalia, Carnivora, Phocidae. Gene Ontology annotation, molecular function: protein binding. The transcript is spliced from 20 exons.
AUGACUGCAGGCUCAGUGUGUGUUCCUCAGAUCAUACCAUUGCGAGUGCCUCCCCCCGGAAAAGCCAACCAUGAAAUUGAUAACAAUACACUUUUGGAAAUGAAAUCUGACACCCCUGAUGUCAACAUAUAUUAUACCCUGGAUGGCAGCAAACCUGAAUUUCUAAAGAGAAUUGGUUAUGGUGAAAAUAAUACAUUUAAGUAUACGAAGCCUAUUACUCUGCCUGAUGGAAAAAUACAAGUUAAAGCUGUUGCAGUCUCUAAGGACUGCAGACAGAGUGGCAUUGUAACAAAGGUGUUUCAGGUGGGCUAUGAGCCACCAAAUACAGUCUCUUCAGAAAACCAUGUUGAAAAUGUUCUCAAAGAUUCUUCCAAGCAGGAAUUGAAAAAUGGAUUUGUGGGAUCAAAACUAUGGAAGAAAUAUAAGAAUGCUGAAAAUAAACAGAAUUGGAAUGUUAACCUUAGAAAGUCUGCAGACCUUGGCGUAGGUGAAAGAACUGACUCUAAAACAUGGAAAGAUCUUCGUUUCUCAGAGAGUCCACUGGAAAUCCCACCUUACCAUGAAGAAUCAGGUUCUAGACCACCUACCCGCCAGUCUCAGUUCCCUAGUUUUGCACACAUAACUGGCCAGAAGAGUUUAACAAGCACGGAGAUCAUGAGAAUUCAAAGAGAGACAGACUUUCUCAAGUGUGCCCACUGCCUGGCCCCCCGCCCGUCUGACCCCUUUGCUCGCUUCUGUCAAGAAUGUGGCUCUCCUGUCCCACCCAUAUUUGGCUGUCGUCUCCCACCCCCAGAAGGAGCUCAGAUGGGCUUAUGUGCAGAAUGUGGAAACAUGGUGCCCAUGAACACUCCCAUCUGUGUGGUGUGUGAGGCCUCUCUUAUCCUACAGCUGCAGCCACAGGCCAGCCUCCGCUUGAAGGAGAAAGUAGUCUGCCGCACCUGUGGCACAGGGAAUCCAGCUCACCUGAAAUACUGUGUCACCUGUGAGGGGGCCCUGCCUUCAUUUCAAGAGCGCAUGCGCAGUGGAGAUAAAGCCCCUCCUCUGUCCACUCAGAAAGGGGAGACCAUUUCCUGCUCCAAGUGUGGUCACGGGAAUCGCCGGGAGGCUUGCUUCUGUGACUGGUGUGGAUCCACGCCGGGCAUUUCUGCUUGCUACUCUGUUUGCCCUAAAUGUGGGGCCAGCAAUCACCCAUCUGCCCGAUUCUGUGGUUCCUGUGGUAUUUACGUGAAGUCCUUGGCAAGACUUAGCCUGGACAACAGCCUGGCUCUAGCUGCUGGAGAACUUGGCCCUUUUGCUGAGCCCCGAUCUGCCUGGCAGUCCCUAAAUGUUCCUUUACCCAGACCUGAUGCUGGGACUCGGAAGGACGUGGGCACACAGACUGCUGGCCUGUUCUACCCAUCUGGCACGCUACUAGCCAAAAAGGAACAGGAAAUGGCUUCUCAGAAGCAGAGGCAGGAGAAGAUGAGUGACCAUAAACCUCUCCUCACAGCUGUCAGCCCAGGAAGAGGGUACUGGAGAAAACAGUUGGAUCAUAUCUCUGCCCACCUCAGGUCUUAUGCUCAGAACAACCCUGAAUUCCGGGCCUUGAUUGCAGAACCCAGAAUGGGAAAGCUUAUCUCCGCUACUGUCCAUGAGGAUGGCUGUGAAGUUAGCAUCCGGCUGAAUUAUAUUCAAGUAUCCAACAAGAACCUUUACCUGAGCAAGGCCGUGGAUUUCAGCAGCCACUUUCUGAGCAGUGUCACCAAGGGUGGUGAUGGGCCAUUUGGCAGCAGGUCCAGCUUGGUGAGUGACUACAGCCAGAGCACCUCAGACACCACUGAAAAAGUCAAGAGGACAAAGAAUUUCAAGACCAAAAAGUUUCAAGAAAAGGAGCAGCUCACACCUGAAAACAGGCUCCUGCUGAAGGAAGUCGGACCUACAGGGGAAGGGAGAGUCUCUGUGAUUGAACAGCUGCUUGAGGAGGGAGCAGACCCCAACUGCAGGGACAGUGAAGAGCGACCCGUGAUUACCGUGGCUGUUGUGAACACGCGCCCCGAAGUGAUUCCAGUUCUCGUGCAGAGAGGAGCAGACACGGAGCAGCGCUGGGGCCCGCUCCAAAAUACACCUCUUCAUGAAGCAACUCUGCUUGGCCUGGCAGGAAGGGAGUGUGUCGCUGCUUUACUGCGAUGCAGUGCAAGCAUCCAAAAGAAGAACAUGAAUGGCCAGACACCGUAUGACCUGGCUCUGCAAACUGGGGAUGAUGUCGUCACCUCGCUCUUUGCUGCUAAGCUCGGCCUGGAUGACUCUUAGACCCAA